Molecule: messenger RNA, 2285 nt
Organism: Anarrhichthys ocellatus (wolf-eel)
Lineage: Eukaryota; Metazoa; Chordata; Actinopteri; Perciformes; Anarhichadidae
Gene: dusp1
Product: dual specificity phosphatase 1
Exons: 4
Coding region: 237-1367 (376 amino acids)
Biological process (GO): protein dephosphorylation; endoderm formation; negative regulation of p38MAPK cascade
Cellular component (GO): cytoplasm; nucleus
Molecular function (GO): MAP kinase tyrosine/serine/threonine phosphatase activity
Source: RefSeq, a predicted model, not a curated record
AAGCGCUCAGAGGCAGAAGCAGCUCACUGUAAAGUUAUAUAUACUAAACUUUUAAAGAAGAACCUAAAAACUACCGGAUACACUCAAACAAGAGGAAAGGACUAGCUUCGAUAUUCUUAAAACUUUGUUUAAACCGUUUUAUUUUCUCUGAACAAAUAGCCGGAACAAAGGACUCGCCGCUUCAAACAUUACUUUUGGGGAAACCUAAACUUCUGUUUCACUGCCGUACAAGCUUUAUGUAUCUGGAUUUACUAUUUAAAUCCCGCCGUCCUACUAUGGUCAUAAUGGAGGUCCCCACCAUCCACUGUGAGUCCCUCCGUUGCUUGUUGGAGGACGAGGUCCCGGGCUGCCUGGUGCUGGACUGCCGCUCCUUCCUGUCCUUCAACUCGUCCCACAUAUCGGGCUCUACCAACGUGCGCUUCAGCACCAUAGUGCGCCGGAGAGCCAGGGGAGGUCUAGGACUUGAGCACAUUGUCCCCAACGAGGACACAAGGAACCGACUCCUGUCCGGGGAGUACCAGUCGGUCGUGCUGCUCGACGACCGCAGUUCGGACUUAAGCCAGGCGAAGAAAGACGGGACGUUGAUGCUCGCUGUUACGGCCCUGCGUCGCGACCCCUGUGGAGCCAGGGUUUUUAUUCUCAAAGGUGGUUUUGAGACCUUUUCCACAGAGUAUCCAGAUACGUGUACCAGAGCCUCCCCUCCACAGGGGCUUAGUUUGCCCCUGAGCUCCAGCCAUCCUGAGAGUGCAGACCCAAGCUGUAGUCCAUGCAAUACUCCUUUAUAUGACCAGGGGGGUCCAGUGGAGAUCUUGCCUUUCCUGUACCUUGGCAGUGCUUACCAUGCUUCAAGAAAAGACAUGCUGGACAUGUUGGGGAUCACCGCUCUGAUCAACGUCUCGGCCAACUGUCCCAACCACUUUGUGGACUCCUUCCUCUACAAGAGCAUCCCGGUGGAGGACAACCACAAAGCCGACAUCAGCUCCUGGUUCAGCGAGGCAAUCGAGUUUAUCGACUCGGUGAGAAAUAAAGGAGGCCGUGUGUUUGUGCACUGUCAAGCAGGCAUCUCCCGCUCCGCCACCAUUUGCCUUGCCUACCUCAUGCGGACCAACCGCGUGAAGCUGGACGAGGCCUUCGAGUUUGUCAAGCAGCGCCGCAGCAUCAUCUCCCCCAACUUCAGCUUCAUGGGUCAGCUCCUCCAGUUCGAGUCCCAGGUCCUGGCCUCGUCUACCUGCUCCUCGGAGGCGGGCAGUCCAGCAAUCGGCAACAACAGCACAGUCUUCAAUUUCCCAGUCUCGAUCCCUGUACACACCGCAGCUGGUCAGCUGUCAUUCCUCCACAGUCCCAUCACCACCUCUCCCAGCUGCUGAGGACGGUGUGGGGAGUACAGAUUUUGUUUGGACUUGAACUGAAACUCACAAGUGCCUCUGCUAAGAGCACUGCCAAAAACGCGGGCCUGAUUAUCAGCCGUUUAAUCGUGAUACUGGUAUCACUGGACAGAAUGGGAGCUAGUAUUUAGGGUCAGUUCAUUUGACUCUGUGACCUGCUGGCCAAAUGUCUGUAGGCUGGCCUCAUCAUUUCAAAGGGAGAAUAGACUACCAGCAGGCAGUACACAUGUGCCUCAUAAUGUGAAAGUUGUAAUCCUAGAUGACUUGGGAAAUGACUGAAAGGGUAGUUGAGAUUAUUCCCGUAGAGGAAGUUAAGAAGCAUCUGAGUAUUCUUUAUUCAAUGGAUCGAUUUAUUAUUAUUUUUUUUUUUUUUUUUUCAUGAAGGUAAAUGCUUUUGAUAAUCGUAUCAUUUUUAACAAAAUGGAGAGGGCUGACAGUUGUCUCAGGAAUGUUGACUUAUCCUCUCGCAUGUCCAUUUUGAUUUUUGUACUGGCUGAAGAAAGCCACGUCAACCCAUUGCCCAACAUGGCAUGGAAGUUACUCCUCCACGUGACGAACAAUGAAUGUAUCCCCCCCCUCUUUUCAGUGUAGAUGUGGCAGGAAUCUUCAUGCUCAGUUUGAGAGUUGAAUUGGUUGACAAUUCAAAUGCAAAUACCUGCCUUUCAAAGACGCCAUGAAACCUUGACGAUCCUGACGCGUUGGUGGAAAUGGACCAUUAAAUACCUCAUGUUUCUGUACUGCAGCGCUGCGACGGACGGAACCCGAAACUACUCAAAUGGGGACACGUAGUCCUCUGUGCCUGCAUUCUGACAUAUUUAUUGAACUAAAGUAAUAUAUUUUUGCAUACGUUUGUUGAAAUGUUGUUUUUAUACAUUUAAUAAAUCUAACCUGACUUUUGUA